GUCACGUGAAGCCUGUUAUCGAUAGCGGCCGGUACAAAUAGUUGGACCAAGACACUUUCAUUGGCAUCCCACUGCGGUCAGUAUGGGGCCAUGGAAUCCUCUCGGUCGAUUCCCGAAUUGAAGUCAUCAUUUAUCCGAACGCAAGUUCGCAUCCUAUCGGAAGCCCUCGAGGCCCCAGAGGAUUGGAGAAGCUAUGCCGCCGAACCAGCAGAGGAGGCCCUGAGUGAUAAGGUGGUUGGCGAUGUGCUACAGAAAUUGAACGCGGCCUUGAAACAACACAAUCGCGUCAUUUACUCGUCUCAGGCGAUCCAGCACGUGGCACAACAGAUAGCAAGUCUAUACUGGUCCUCCGUGAGCCAGGCUACGCGGGAGACGAUCUCGUUGGAAGGGAGCAUCGAUAGAACCGUUGACCUGUCCAGCCACCUAAACAUUACUCAGCUUCCAGGAGAGCUCUACGACCAGUCUGCAAGUGAAGGAGAUCAGCUUAGGUACAAGCGCUUGCGAGAACGCCUUGCUAGCCUCGAUAAACUGCGGCAACAGCGACAACGGCGCCUAGAACAGCUACGCCAGUUACAGCGUCUCCUGGAGCCAUUCAGCGAACCGCAGAACAAUGUCCAGCCCAACCUCGUCACAAGGGACGGAGAACUAGUUCGCGAGUUGGAAAAAAUGAGGAUGCUGGUUGCGCGGGUCAGUGGUCGAAUCGCGCAUAGUCAGAAGGGCGACAAUGGGGGCGAAGCUGCGAUUGUGAUGGGAUCCGAUCAGAAGCUUACGGCGCUUCUUGAGACGGAUUAGAUACACAGCGCGGAGACUGUGGUUCCCAAUGACACUAAGUAUGAAAUACCUGCGAAUCUACUAUAAGCAGCGAUUCCUGGUUGGUCUCUAGUUCUUGCGUGUAGUCACACAGACUGCUCUGAAAGUAACAGUAGAAAUUAAGCCGCUUACCCGUACU
This is a messenger RNA of Aspergillus calidoustus, 949 nucleotides long. The record is from the annotation of a GenBank genome assembly. NCBI's taxonomy places the organism in Eukaryota, Fungi, Ascomycota, Eurotiomycetes, Eurotiales, Aspergillaceae.